UACCCCCCUUUACCAACCAUUUUCUUGGAACUAUUUCCGGAUGUCAUUGGUUUCACUUUGGAAUGUUGCCGUUUCUCAGUUGAAGGAAUUCAGAGACCAGCAAUGAAUUUCACAGGAGCGGAGAAGAAAGGUUGCCGUAACCUCCUAAACCAAUUAGAUUACAAAGUCAUUCUGUCGCUGUCGAACACAGUCACCGGGAAAUCCAUCCAUGUGUUCAGUCGAGAAGAAGCUAUUGAUGCCAUCCUCUCAUUUUCUAUGUCAGCGAGUGAACUUUUGAGCCGACAGAAAAUCACACGAGAUUACCUGAAGCAGUAUCUUUUCAGUCAACAAGUUUCAGUGUCUGGUAGUUCAACAAAACAGGAUUUAAUUUCUCGAAUUUUAGAAUAUUGGUCUGGAGAAAGGAUUUCUUAUCCUGCAGUCCAAUCCCCACCCAGGGAGCAAACCCAUUUGGCAGAACCAGAAACCCGCCUUCUUUCUUCUGGUGAUUUGAAACAAUUUGGCGAAACUUUUGCAUCUUGGUUUUAUAAAAUGUUUAACUCACGAACUGAAUCUGGUUUGAAAGAUCAGUUUUGGCCCCAAUGUUCCUUACAUUUACUGUUGAUAUCUGAAGUGAGAAACGAAGAAAGGACAGAGGGUGCUGAUCUGGUCGCAUGUAGACUAAAAAGAUUAGUGAGCGAAGAGAACUUGUAUUUCAAUGCCAACAUCACUGGUGGUGGUGUUACGAGUGAAGUUGAGAGUGUUGGUAUUGUGUGUGUUCUGGUUCACGGUACGGUUCACAAAGGGGAUCAUGUCUUGGGAGUUUUCGAACAGAAGUUUGCUUUGCUCAGGGAUCCUUCGUCGGAAAACAACUGGAAGAUAACGUGUGUUUCACUAAAAGUUUGUGCCAAUGCUUAUGCAAAGAGUGCCAUUAGACAACCAAGUUUCUGAGAUUCUUCUGGACAUGUAGAAAAAACACCAAAAAACAAAAGCAAAAAUCAUUUUGUUUAUGACUAAGAUUGAUAUUAUAUGCAAGGAAAUUAUACCAUAUUAAAAUUAUCCAUUGAGACUUUUUAUAAAUGCUUCAUU
Octopus sinensis (East Asian common octopus) is the source of this 1065-nucleotide messenger RNA. RefSeq lists its product as uncharacterized. The transcript is spliced from 3 exons. Lineage: Eukaryota; Metazoa; Mollusca; Cephalopoda; Octopoda; Octopodidae. Bases 103 to 927 code for a protein of 274 amino acids. The record is from RefSeq and is a predicted model, not a curated record.